CAGGUGUCCCGUGCUCUGUUCCUGUUCCGGCCUUUUCCCUUCCAACUCCUCAGGCAAAUGGCUCGCUACACGUACGUCCUGGUCCUGGUGCUUUUGGCCAUCUGCUCCCGAUGCGGACACACCGGCGCCAUGGCCAUGCCGGAUGAGGAGCGCUACGUGCGCAAGGAAUACAACCGGGACCUAAUGGACUGGUUCAAUACCAUAGGACUGUUAACUCCCAACCAGGUGGCCAACCUGUGCCGCUAUCCCCUGAUUCUGGACAACUCUUUGGUCCCAUCGGUGCCUAUUAGAAAACGCAACUCGGAGCUCAUUAAUUCGCUGCUGAGUCUGCCCAAGAACAUGAACGAUGCGGGAAAGUAAACUGGAAUUAAAUCCGAAUGAUAUGAACUAAACGGAACCACGGAACCUGGACAAGAACCUAUUAUUUAAUGUUAUAUUAUAGUUUUUUGGUGCGCUGGAGGAAAAUGAAAAUCCGCAGGGAAGAGCUGGUGUAGUCAUCUUAUAGAGAGGAAAGACCGUUUGAAUUUGUUGCUUAAAAAAAUAUAUAGAAAAAUAUACAAAUAGCAAAUCUUA
Drosophila elegans is the source of this 573-nucleotide messenger RNA. Its product is annotated as protein PDF. Gene Ontology annotation, biological process: response to light stimulus. NCBI's taxonomy places the organism in Eukaryota, Metazoa, Arthropoda, Insecta, Diptera, Drosophilidae. The record is from RefSeq and is a predicted model, not a curated record. The transcript has a single exon. Gene Ontology annotation, cellular component: extracellular region. Gene Ontology annotation, molecular function: hormone activity. Bases 58 to 360 code for a protein of 100 amino acids.